UUUUGCGCUUGCAAGAAAUCGGGUCAGUAGUGUAACUUCUUAUAAUUCGUACAAAAACAUAUUUUAUUCGAUAAAUCAAGUAAAGUGCAAUAACGAGUUCAAUAAAACACGAAAAGUUGUUGUACAACGUCAAAAAUUGAUGGCAAAAUAAGGCAAAUGUCGUGUUAAAUUGCAAUUGAACAAACAAUAAAAAGACAAUAAUGAGUUCUCCCGACGGCGAAGAAGACUUUCCAGGCAGAUUAUUGCAUCAGGCUGCCUUAUGGGAUAACUUCGAGUUGUUGGAAGACUUGCUACACGAGGAAGCACAUCUCAUCAAUUGCGUUGAUUCAUGGGGACGAACACCGUUACACGCUUCAGCAAUUACCGCAAACUCAAAGUGUUUGAAAAUCCUCAUAAAUGCGGGAGCUGAUGUCAAUAUUCAAUGCGGACCACGCGGAGACAAUAAAACAGCUUUACAUCUUAGUGCAGAACACGGGCAUGUUUCGAACAUGCGAGAAUUGUUAGAUGCAGGCGCAUCGUAUAUCGUUAAGGAUAUCAAUGGAUUAACGCCUCUCGAUUUAGCGGAUCGCGGAAAGCACGAAGAAUGUGUUGCAAUUCUGAGAGAUGCCGCAGAUGCACGUGAACAAAUGCGCUUACUUAAGCAUAAUGAAUUGCGAGAAGCUGUUUCAACGGGUGACAUUACCAAAGUUAAGGUAUUAUUGGAUGCCUUGGGAGCUGAAAAAGAGAUAAUUGUGAAUAUGGCGCCAUCGGGUGCAAAUACCCUUUUAUUCAUUGCCUCGCAAAUUGGUUAUCAUAAAGUUGUGAAAGCGCUUAUCGAGUCAGGAGCGGAUGGAAGAUCUCAUACUGUGACAAAAUACUCUCCCUUAUAUACCGCAGUUCAUCAUGGGCACAUUAAAGUUGUAAAAAUAUUGCUUGAAACUUUUCCCGAGUUGGUACAACAUUUGACUGUCGAACGAUGGUUGCCCUUUCACGCAGCAUGCAUCAACGGAUUCAUUUCUAUUGUAGAAAUUCUCAUCAAUUACGAGUACCCCGAAGAAAUUAUGUCAACGUAUCGUGAUCCAAGCGGAAAAUGGGAAUGGAGAUUAGCAUUCGAUCCAAAUAUUCAAGAUGUAACAAAACAAACUGCUCUAUUUGUAUCGUGUUUGUUGGGAAAUAAGCCGUUAUUAGAAGUACUCUUGAAUUGGAAAGUAAAGUGCACAAAGAUAUUCAAUGGAAAAGACGACGAUGAACUUCCCGCUCAAGAAAUUACAAGCCCAAUGAGUCCUACGAGACGUCGAAUUUCGUAUGGCAUUCAAUCUAUUAUGUCUCGUUUGAGUUUAGCGCAAAGUCCUGACAAAUGCGCAGAUGAAACAUUACGAAGUCCCUUAGAUUUAAACUUACUUUGUGGGCAAUCGCGAGAAACAGCAUUGUUAGCAUCCGUUCGCGGAGGAUUUUUGGAUGUUGCCGCAUUACUCUUGCAAAAUGGAGCAGAUCCCAAUAUCAUUGCAAGACCUGUUGAAGAUCAAAGUGAUCCGAAAUUUUCCGAUGAAAUUUAUGGAUUAUCGAAUGCUCCGCUCGCAGAAGCUGUGAGACAAAAGUCAUUACCAAUGGUAGAGUUAUUACUUAAAUUUGGAGCAAAAGACGAACAAUCAACAGCUCUAACGACGGCAAUUGACAGUGCAGAUGAACAAAUAUUGUGUCGUUUGUUGGCUAUUAGAUCGCAUCAAGAUCCAGAAUACAAAAUAAACAAAAAAGGCUUGAACGAUGAUCAUUCUGAGGUUUUGAGUCCUUCAAUAAGCAAUUUGACGUAUUCUUCAUUGUAUCCAAAUACGCCAACUAUGGUUAAUUGGCACAGUAAUACGUGUCGUUUGUCGUACAUCAAAAUGAAUUGGCUCAGUGAAGCAGUUUUAUAUUGUAAUCCAAAGUUAAAACCAAGCCCAAAAUCGAGUAUAUUGGCAUUAGGAGCAUUAACUCGAAUUGACAUAUCUCACAACAGUUUGACAACAUUGCCUCCCGAGAUAUUCAAUUUAUGCAGUUUACGAACUCUUAAUGUAGCGCAAAACAAAUUAGAAUCUCUACCUUUGCCAACAGAUGUUCUUUCGGUAAAAUCGCCCGGAUCGCGACGCAGCUCGAAAGCAUCUCCCAAAGAAUAUAAUUGUCCCGUUUUAGAAGAACUCUAUUUACAGGACAACCAUUUGUCAGUUAUUCCUCCGCAAAUCUUUCGUUUGCCAUAUUUAGUCAUUCUCGAUAUUUCGAACAACAAAUUGGAGGAAUUACCAUUCGAAAUGUGGCGUGCCCCAAAACUUAAAGAGUUGAACAUUGCAUUCAAUUUGUUGAAAGAUUUACCCGUUUUGAAAGACAAUGCGGGAGAUCAAUGCGGUACAGAACCUCCAUCGCCUGUUUCAGAAGCUUCUCCUUACAUUCCAAGUACAUAUGAUGAGAAUAGCUCUGUAUCAAGAGGAAGAACUGUUGCGAGUCUCGAUCUUGUUCAUCAUCACAUUUGGUCGAAAACGUUGGAGAUAACAGAACAAGAGUUGAGGCUUCCUGAUGCUCGUUUAGAUAAUAGUGUGUCACAAUUAAGCAGUUUGAAUCUCGCAAAUAAUUUGUUCGUUAGUAUUCCUGUUGCUUUGCCAUGUCUUGCAGUUAAUCUUACUCGAUUGAACAUGGCAUACAACAGUUUGAGAUCAAUGGGACAUGUAACAAGUUAUCCUGCUUCGUUAAAACAACUCGAUUUAGGACAUAAUGAAAUAAGUUGUUGGCCCAGCUUACCAAGAAUCGCUGCAUCAGAUCCCCAUUUGGCAUGUUAUAAUCCUCAAGAAACACCAAAAAAUACUCCUGUAAAGAGUGCAAGCGGAAGCGCAGGAUCAUUCAAUAGUGAAUUAACUCUUGUAAAAACAUCGCAAAGUUCGAACAACAUUACAUCAUUGCGAUCUGCUGUUCUCAAAAGUGUUUGCUGUCAUCGACGUCAUCUACGUUUGGAGUCACUUCGAACGCUAAUUUUGGCCGAUAAUCUUCUCACACGAAUUCAGUUGUCUACAGAUGAUGUUUCAACAUUAGGCGAAACGGAUGAUUCGGAAUGGAGUGUUGUUGGCGUUGCAAAAUCUCGUCUUAUUUUUCCUAAUUUAUCAAUGUUAGAUAUCGGAAACAAUUGUUUAAAGGAAAUCCCAACAUCAAUACAUGAAUUGACGAACUUAAGUGUGCUCAAUAUCAGCGGAAAUGUAGAUAUUACGGAGCUUCCGCCUCACAUGGGACUCCUUUCUCGUCUUUGGAAUUUGAAUACGCGCGGAUGUGCUUUGCAAGAGCCAUUACGUACGAUGAUCGAAAGCAAGAAAUAUAAGACAAUGGAUAUAAUUGGAUAUCUAAAAUCUGUGUACGAAGAUGCAAAGCCUUAUGCUCGAAUGAAACUGAUGGUUGUUGGAGUACAAGGCAUUGGAAAAACAAGUCUUUUAGAUCAUUUACGAAGCGACGGAUCAUCAAGAAAUCGAAAACCAGAUCAUUGGGCGAAACGUAUGGGACACAAAGGCGUUAAUCAAAAGACGAAUCGAGGCGUGAAUAUUUCAACAGUUGGUGUUGACAUUGGAGAUUGGGUUUGUGAGAAAAAGAUACGAGGGAAUUCGAUGCAUGGCCCUGUCGUAUUUAGAACAUGGGAUUUCGGGGGACAAAAAGAGUAUUAUGCAACUCAUCAGUACUUUUUGUCAAAGAGAAGUUUGUAUCUCGUUUUGUGGAAGAUUCCCGAUGGAAGAAAAGGUCUUGCAGAAGUCUUACAAUGGCUCGGAAACAUUCAAGCUCGUGCCCCGAACUCACCUGUCAUAAUAGUAGGAACGCAUUAUGACACUGUUGGCGAUACAUUUCCCGCAAAAGUUGCUGAAGAACUUCAAAAUACAAUUCGCGAUCGUUUUAUUGCUGUAGCUGAUGCGGAAAAAAUGGGAUUGCCACGCGUAUUAGAUUCCAUUGAAGUUAGUUGCAAAACGGGACACAAUAUAAAACUACUUGCGAAUCUCAUUUACGAAACUGCAUUUUCGUUGAGAUUACCCGGUUCAAAAGAGCCGCUACUUCAUCAACGAGUACCUGCUUCAUAUUUAGCAUUAGAAGAUGUAAUUACGAAUUUAUCAUCACAAUUACGACAAAACAGCGUAGAUCCCGUUUUAAAUUCAGAACAAUAUCGCAUGAUGGUUACACAAGAAAUGCAAACGCGUGGUUACAAAUGUUUCCGUGAUUGGAGUGAAUUGAAUCAAGCAACAAUGUUCUUGCACGACAACGGAGUCUUGUUACAUUAUGACGAUGCAACAUUACGUGAAUUGUAUUUUUUGGAUCCUCAAUGGUUAUGUGAUAUGUUAGCGCAUGUUGUAACGGUACGAGAAAUUAAUCCUUUUGCGCGUACGGGAAUCAUGAAGAUGGAUGAUUUGCAAUUGUUAUUCAAAAACUCGCAACUCGGAAGAAACGAUAAUCGAGGAUAUAUCGUGAGUUUGCUGAACAAAUUUGAAGUUGCCUUAACAUGGGAUGCAAGAACACUUCUUAUUCCUUCAUUGUUGCCCGUUGAAGAAAAUGCUUCAAAUGGAAGCCCUGUAACGAUUAAAAUUGCAACAAGAUCUCGUGCAUGGGCAGCGAAUCGAGGAAGACGAAACUUUCAUACAACUCCUUCGCCAUCGUUACCAUUUUCUUUAGAAGCGCCUACAUUAACGAUCGACACAUCUCCAAAGUUCGACAUUUGCACAAUUCAUCGUCCUGAAAAAGCAAUUUCUCGAUUGCUUUUGAUGUCAUAUUUCCCAUCGGGAUUUUGGUCUCGUCUCAUAACUCGUGUAUUGGCGGAUGAUCAAGUUGUCGAUGCAAUUCGUUAUUUGUAUCCUUUACCAAAGGAAGCAAUGUCUGAUACGGAAGUUGUUCAAGCAGCAAAUAUCUCGUCACAUUGGUCUGUAUGGCAAACAGGAUUAGCAUUGUAUUACGGAACAACACUUGUAUUCAAAAUGAGAGAAAUAUCAGCAACAUGUCAAUUCUCGCCAUAUCGAAAUCCAUCAAACAGAUUUAAAUUGAAGCAAGACGGUAUUUGGUGCGAUGUAGAUAUGUUGGCAACAAGCAUUCUCGAAAUAACGUUUCCUUUUAAUGCAAUUUUGAUUCGAAAAAUUGACGAUGUUGGUAAAGAAUUGUCAUCGUAUGAGAUGGAAGCCAAUAUACAAGGCAUUACACAACUUUUAUCAUUAACUGUUGAUCAUAUUGAUUUGUUGUUGGAAGAUUGGUUUCCAACACUCGGAACUCGUUUUGUGCACACGUCAGAAGGAAGAUUUCUCGUUACUCGAAUUGUUCCUUGCCCAAAGUGUCUCAAAACGUGCGAAGAACGGCAAAUAGGACCAAAUUUUCCCGUAAAUCCAGGCGGAGGAAAACCAAUGCCAAAAGGAGUUGUUAAACGCUUGAGUACAGAUCGACGAGAUUAUAGUCGUGAAUAUGGCGAAGCAAGCGGAGGAUUAAAUGACUUACAUGGAAUUCUCAAUGAAAUGAAUGUUGUUGCUGUUCCAACUCGAAAAUCACAAGAUUCUCUCGGAUGGUCUGAUGGAGAUUCGGGUGUUGGACCUGAUUCAACGUGUUCAUCGAGAAAUGUUUCUGUCGAAGGUCAUCCAUUACUUGCUUCGAAUCAAGAUUCGCCAAAUUCUCCGAGUUACACGUGGAUGAUAGAAGAAUGCAUUCUCGCGGCAUACGACAAAAAAUCAAUUCCAUGCCCAACGCAUGGCGAAAUCGAUUUGAAACUUAUCACGCCAGAUGUUAAUUUCAUGGAUUUGUCAGAGACGUAUGUAAUUAAACCGAAUGAUAUUACUCGAGGACCUCUUCUUGGAAGAGGAGCUUUUGGAUUUGUCUUUAAAGCAACGUGUAAACUUCGCGGAUCUCGUCAAGUUGUUUCUGUUGCAAUGAAAAUGUUACAACCCGUUGCUCCGGGAAGUCGUGCACGACAAAGUGCAAUAAUUGCUUAUAAAGCAGCUCUUGGAAAAUGGGAAAGAGAUCCUUUGCAACAUGCGUGUAAAGCAUAUUGUACAGCAAGACAAGAACUCGCAGUUCUCGUUACGUUAAAACAUCCAAAUAUUGUUCCUUUAAUCGGAGUUUGUACACAACCAUUGGCCUUAGUUCUUGAUCUCGCACCAAAAGGAGCUUUAGAUGUUGUUUUGCGACAUUAUCGACGAAGCGGAGCACGAAUAGGACCUUAUUGUUUUCAAGCACUCGUAUUACAAGCAGCACGAGCAAUUGAAUAUCUUCAUCGACGACGAGUCAUUUAUCGUGAUUUGAAAGCGGAAAAUAUUCUUGUAUGGGAAUUCCCUGAUGCUCAUACGGAAGACAAUCCUGCGAAUCCUGUGCAUAUUAAAGUUGCUGAUUAUGGAAUUAGUCGCAUAACUUUGCCAAGCGGAUCAAAAGGUUUUGGAGGAACAGAAGGAUUUAUGGCGCCUGAGAUAAUGCGACACAACGGUGAAGAAGAAUACACGGAAAAAGUUGAUUGUUUCUCAUUUGGCAUGUUCUUGUAUGAGCUAAUUUCACUCCGUCAACCAUUUGAAGGGCAUGAAGCUGUCAAAGAAUGCAUUCUCGAAGGCGGUAGACCUGUUUUAACACAACGCGAAACGUAUUUUCCUUCAUAUUGUCUCGAUUUGAUGGUUUUGUGUUGGGAUCAACAACCGAAAAUUAGACCAUCAGCAAGUCAAAUCGUAUCAAUUGCAAGUGCGCCUGAAUUUACACAUCUUCUUGAUUGUUGUUCACUUGCUCAUAGCGGAACAGUAAUUGCAGGCGUUGGAUGUCCUGUUUCAAGUUUUGAAGACGACGUCUUGAGCGGAUACGAAUUAUGGUUACCAUGUUCAAACUCGAGAAUCGAUUUACUUUUGGGCUCUAACAAAGGAUGGGAGCAAUAUCAUCGUAUAUUAUGUCCUCAAGUUAACUUUCAAAAUGUUACGGGAAUAGCGCAAACGAUGAAAUUAACAGCAGUUUGUAUUGUCGAAGGAUUUGUUUGGGUUGGCGAUGCUCAUGGAAGUAUUCAUUCAUUCAAUGCAUCGGAUUGUAUCCAUACAUUUUCAUAUGCACUCGAGCCUGUUCAACAUAGUCCCGUUGUUGCUCUCGUUUAUUUAGAUCGAAUAAAACGCGUAGCUGCUGGAUUGGAAAAUGGUAGACUAUUUCUCUUGGAUUCAACUUUAAUUCCUUCAACGUAUCAAAGUGCUGAAGGAAGCUUUGUUCUAACAGAACUCGGAUCGGGCGAACGACUUUACAGUGUUUGUGCUUUAUGGAAACAAGAAGGCGAAUAUGAACUUUGGUGUGGCGAAACGGAUGGCGUUAUAAAUGUAUUUGAAGUGCAAAACUCCGUUGUUACGAGUCAUCAUGCCUUAUCUCAUUAUCAAUCGUCAAUUCCGCUCAAAGGAUUAAAUGUGUCAUUACUCGAGUCGUCGGAUAAUUACGUUUAUGCAUAUGUAGCUCCCGGUUGUAUUCUUUAUCAAUGGAAUGUUCUGAAGAAAUCUAUUGAGAACAAACUUGAUUGCUCGAAACUUGUUCCAUGCUCUGAAAGUCUCAAAAGCAUUGCGAUCGAAGAACAUUUGAGUCCCGGAAAGUGUCAAGUAACAGCAAUGACAGUACUCAACAACGAGUUGUACGUUGGAACAACAUGGGGAUGCGUGAUUGUCGUCGAGAAACAAACUAUGAGACCAAUUACGAUUUUUAGACCGUAUCAAGAUGAUGUGCGAUGUAUAAUAGCAUUGAAACCUGUGCAAGAAUCUCAAGUUCCUUUAAUUGUUACCAUUGGAAGAGGAUAUCGAUCGUUAAUUGAUCGCUUUACUGACGUCAAUACGGGACAAGUAAUGACGCCUUGCACAACGGGAACCGACAGAAAGGCAAAAGAGGUCUUGCAAAAAGACAGAAGUCAUCACAUGCAUGCUCUCAUAUGGCGAUCUGAUCAUUGGCAACCAAUUUAAACAUUCCGUAUAUUUUACUUUUUUGUGUGAUAUUUUUUAUUUUUAUUGUAUUUAAGUGUGUC
Messenger RNA from Culicoides brevitarsis, 7969 nucleotides. RefSeq names its product leucine-rich repeat serine/threonine-protein kinase 1 (gene Lrrk). Gene Ontology annotation, molecular function: protein kinase activity; protein binding; ATP binding. Lineage: Eukaryota; Metazoa; Arthropoda; Insecta; Diptera; Ceratopogonidae. Gene Ontology annotation, biological process: protein phosphorylation. The record is from RefSeq and is a predicted model, not a curated record. The transcript has 6 exons. The coding region runs from base 201 to 7907 and encodes 2568 amino acids.